Cimex lectularius (bed bug) is the source of this 1169-nucleotide messenger RNA. Its product is annotated as methionine aminopeptidase 1D, mitochondrial. Gene Ontology annotation, biological process: proteolysis. The transcript has 7 exons. Bases 153 to 1097 code for a protein of 314 amino acids. The record is from RefSeq and is a predicted model, not a curated record. Gene Ontology annotation, molecular function: metalloaminopeptidase activity. Lineage: Eukaryota; Metazoa; Arthropoda; Insecta; Hemiptera; Cimicidae.
UUCUCUCAGAGCUUUUAGAAAGCUUUGUUUUUUGUCGAUACCUAAAGGAUAUACCAGAAGUAUCGAGUAAGUACCAGUAUCGAUACUUUGUCCGCAAUACCUUACAAAUCAGCAAACCUUGUUUCUUCAUUUCUUGCCUUCUUAGAACAACGAUGAACAAAAUGGUGAAAGGCGGAAUAUUCACCUCAGUCGGUAGACACUUAGAAAAGCUCUCUUCUGGGCUCAAAUUGAAACCGAAGUGGAACGUCGUGACCGCUGUCGGCGAAGUCAGCCAAAUGCUGGAAGUGCCGAAAACCCUGGAAAAGCCACCCUACUGGAAAACUGGGGUGCCUCCUCCUUCACCAGAAACGCCAGAACUUAAAACAGCAGAACAACUUCGCAAUUUAAGGUCCUCUUGUUCACUCGCUUUCAGUAUUCUCCAACACCUGGAAUCCUUUGUCAAGGUGGAUAUGACUACGGAUGAAAUCGACAGAGAGGUGCACAGAAUGUGCCUUGAGAACGACGCGUAUCCUUCGCCCUUGAACUACUCCGGUUUUCCCAAAUCGUGCUGCACAUCGGUGAACAACAUCGCUUGCCACGGGAUCCCCGAUUCCAGGAAGCUGCAGGACGGCGACAUCAUAAACAUCGAUAUCACAGUUUACAAAAACGGCAUGCACGGCGACUGUUCGAGAAUGUACAAGAUCGGCUAUGUUGACGACGGCGGGUCGAAGCUAUGUGAUGUCACCUAUGAAGCAGUUGAAAGAGCUGUCCAUAUAUGUGGACCCGGUGUUCCUUAUUACAAAAUAGGGGAGGAAAUUGAAAAAUUUGUCGAAAGCAAAGGACUGACUGUAAUACCUUGCUUUAUCGGACACGGCAUCGGCUCGUAUUUCCAUGGUCCUCCCGACAUCUACCACCACAAAUUUGAAGAAGCAAAGCUGCUCGGCAACAUGACCCCUGGAGUUGCUUUUACAAUUGAACCUGCAGUUGGAGAAGGAAAAAAAGAUAUUGUCAUACUUGAGGAUGGUUGGACAGCUUGUACACUUGACGACUCAAGGGCCGCUCAGAGCGAAUUAACAGUAUUUAUCAAUAGCCAGGGUGUUGAGGUGUUAACUAAAUAAAACAACGUUUUUAAUAUCCUUUAGUAUAUACCUGCUGUAGUCAUAUGAUAAAUAAAAUAUUUAUCUGUUUUA